Messenger RNA from Urocitellus parryii (Arctic ground squirrel), 1411 nucleotides. It is a transcript of the gene Mgme1, whose product is annotated as mitochondrial genome maintenance exonuclease 1. Gene Ontology annotation, molecular function: single-stranded DNA exodeoxyribonuclease activity. Gene Ontology annotation, biological process: mitochondrial DNA replication. The record is from RefSeq and is a predicted model, not a curated record. NCBI's taxonomy places the organism in Eukaryota, Metazoa, Chordata, Mammalia, Rodentia, Sciuridae. Gene Ontology annotation, cellular component: mitochondrion.
CGCGGGACUGAUAAAAUUAGGAUUCCCGAGAAGGUGUUGGCGCCCUGGGAGUUAACAAAGCGUGGUGGCGUCCAAGGAAUACAAAAUAAAAAAGGUUCUCGACAUUGCAGAGAUAGAAGUGAAAAAAAAAAUUAAAGAUGAAAGCAUUUCAGACCAUUUGCAGGCAUCUCAGAAGUUUAAAGGGAUUUUCUGUAGAGCCAGCUCCCCUUGUGAAUUUCUCCACUUCCCUUUAUUCAUGUGGCCGGAAGAAAAAAAACCCUUAUGAAGAAGUGGACCAAACAAAAUACUCUAGUUUAGUAAGGUCUGUUUUGUCAUUCAGAGGCCUUGCCCAGACUCCAGAAUCAUUGUUUGAGGAAGAUUGUUUACUCUAUGGACCCGUGACUAAACAUAAACUCUCAAAGCAAGAUAAGGGGGCAAGAGUCCCACGAAACUGGUUUCCCAUCUUCAAUCCAGAGAGAAAUGACUCUUCUGAUCCAAAUGAUUCUUCAAUGCCUUUGAAAAUCCCUUUGCAAAGGAAUAUGAUACCAAGUGUGACCCGGGUACUUCAGCAGACCAUGACAUCACAACAGGUUUUCUAUUUGGAGAGGUGGAAACAGCGAAUGAUUCUGGAGCUGGGAGAAGAUGGCUUUGCAGAAUACACCUCAAACAUCUUUUUACAAGGGAAACAGUUCCAUGAAGCCUUGGAAAGCAUACUUUCACCCCAGGGGAGCAUAAAAGAGAGAGAUGAAAAACUCCUCAAAUGUGGCUACAUCGAAAGCAUCCAACAUAUUCUGAAAGAUGUCAGUGGAGUGCGGGCUCUUGAAAGUGCUGUUCAGCAUGAGACCUUAAAGUAUGUAGGUCUACUGGACUGUGUGGCUGAGUAUCAGGGCAAGUUGUGUGUGAUUGAUUGGAAGACAUCAGAGAAACCAAAGCCUUUUAUCCAAAAUACAUAUGACAACCCUCUACAAGUUGUGGCAUAUGUGGGUGCCAUAAACCAUGAUGCCAACUACAGUUUUCAGGUUCAGUGUGGCCUGAUUGUGGUAGCUUACAAAGAUGGAUCCCCUGCCCACCCACAUUUCAUGGAUGCAGAGCUCUGUUCCCAGUACUGGACCAAGUGGCUUCUUCGGCUAGAAGAAUAUGCAGAAAAGAAAAAGAACCACCAUAUUCAAAAAACAGAUUAGAGUUGGUUACAGUGGUGUAGACCUGUAAUCCCRUCUGUUUGGGAGGCAGAGGCAGGAGAAUCACAAAUUCAAGGAUAGCUUGGGUAACAGUAAAAUCUUGUUUCCAAAUAAAAAAUAAGGGCUGGGAGUAUAACUCAGUGGUAGAGCACCACUGGGUUCAAUCCCCAGUACUGGAAAAGAAAGAAAACAGGAUAGUAUACCUUUUAGGAAUAUCAAGUACUUUCUCAUUGUUUAGACAGAUUCAUUGCUAG